UUCGUUGCAAAGGUUUGUGUGUGAGAUUUGUGUGUGAGAGAGAUGGAGAACUGGAAGAACUUGAUGCAUGUAUUUGUGACGAUAUUUCUGUCGAAUUUUGCAUCGUUGCUAGUAAAUCCAACUAUUGCAGACGUUACCAUGGAAGCUGUGUGCCCCGGAAAAGAUGAAUGUUCACUCUCCAUUUAUCUCUCCGGCUUCCAACAGGCUAUUGCAGGAUUGGCGUCUGUGGUUAUGAUGCCAUUGAUUGGGAAUUUAUCCGACACAUACGGUCGAAAACUUUUGCUCACAAUCCCUUUAACCCUCGCAAUCAUCCCUUUUGUAAUAUUGGCUACGAAGAGGACAACGGAGUUCUUCUACGUGUACUAUGUCGUGAAGACUCUAACAUCAACAGUAACGGAUGGUGGCACCAUCUGCCUCGCGCUUAGUUACAUGGCUGAUAAUGUAUCCGAGGGGAAACGUGUGUCCGCAUUUGGGAUAUUCUCCGGUGUGGUCUCAGCAGCAAUGGUUUGUGGAACAUUAACUGCUCGAAUUCUCCCCACAGAUCGUAUAAAUCAGGUAGCGGCCGUUGUAGCCAUUGUGGCAGCAGUUUACAUGAGAAUCUUUCUCGAGGAUGAUCGAAGGAUGGCCCACCUCGCCAACGAUGGUGUUGAGCAGCCAAUGUUGAAGUCCACAACUGAAGAAGAAAGAAACGAGUCGUUGAAGACCACGGAUUUGAUGAAGUUGCCAAAGGACAUGUAUCGUUUGUUCAAGACCAGCAAUACUGUCUCAUUGGCCUCGUUCGUUGCCUUCUUUAACAGCCUUGCUGAGGCAGGGAUUUCUGCUUUCUUGAUGUAUUUCUUAAAGGCGCGGUUCCAUUUCCAGAAAAAUCAAUUUGCUGAUAUAUGGCUUAUCACAUACGCUGCAGCGACCUUCUCAACCAUGGUGUUAAUGCCCCUACUUGGUCCAAUUCUAGGAGAGGAGACACUUUUGUGCAUAGGACUUUUUGCAGGAUUCUUGAAUAUGCUGCUUGAUAGCAUAGCUUGGGCACCUUGGGUCCCUUAUGCUUCUGCCUUCUUAGGAAUCUUCCUCUUCCUAGCAAGUCCAAGUAUCAGAUGCAUUAUUUCAAGAAAAGUCGGUGCUCAUGACCAGGGGAUUGCUCAAGGAUGUCUUAUGGGGAUAGCUUCAUUAGCUAAUGUUGUCUCUCCAUUAAUCUUUAGCCCUCUCUCUGCUUUGUUCCUAUCCGAUGACGCCCCAUUCAAUUUCCCCGGUUUCAGUAUCUUGAGUGUUGGCCUCGCCUACCUUAUAGCUUUCUUUAUCAGUAUAGUCAUCAAGAUUCAACCGCAUUGCUCAACAAACAACGCAUGUAACCACUCAUGUUCCUUGGCCUAGUCAUUCAAAUCAAACAUACAUACACUCAAGCUUUGUUUUCCUUAAACAAUCUACUAAGGAAAUACGCCUUUGUUGUGUCCCUAUACUUUUGUUAUUUUGGUAAAUGUAAAUAGAAUACGAGUUACACUUACAUUCAUUACACUUGGUUUUAUCAUCAAGAAUCUCAAUGAUUGUCAAAUUCUAACAUUUCUUUGGUAAUUGGUAUAUAAUAUAAACUAGUAGUACUAUAAGAUUAAUGUCUUCACUACAUAAUUGUA
Messenger RNA from Salvia hispanica, 1625 nucleotides. RefSeq lists its product as uncharacterized. Lineage: Eukaryota; Viridiplantae; Streptophyta; Magnoliopsida; Lamiales; Lamiaceae. Gene Ontology annotation, biological process: transmembrane transport. Gene Ontology annotation, molecular function: transmembrane transporter activity. The record is from RefSeq and is a predicted model, not a curated record.